AUGUUAUUGCAGGAUCAUGCUAAAGCAAGUCCCUAUCAAGAUGCUGAAACUACUUUGCAACCGUUGCUAGCAGUUGACUGCGCCUCACUGUGCCUUGGUCCUGGCACUCUGAGACUUGAGCAUUUGCACCGCUGUACAGGGCCUGGUGUUUCCGAUUGCUCAGAAAAGGAUGGCCAGGCAGAUGUGGAAAGGCUCAGGGAAACCAUCCACAAUUUGAAGACAGAACAGCACAAGAGUGUGCGUUCUGUCGAAGUGGAGCUUCGUGAUGGUCAGGACAGGAUAGACGAGCUCGAGAAACGGGUAGCUCAUGCAGCGCAAGAGAAGAGUGACCUCGAACGUUUGGUGCAGGAGGCGGUGUCUCGUGGGAUGACGGCAGAGAAUCAGGCAGAUGUUGCUCGGAAGGAGAUUUGCAAGCUGGAGGCAUGUCACAUGAAUGAGGCCAGUGAGCCAGUUUCGAGCCUUCAAACGCGCUAUGACCGGCAGGUCAGUGAUUUGCAACGACGCAUUGACGAGUUGGAGAGUGAAAAGGCUCAACAACCCGAGGGAACUUCCAAGACUCCGGAAGAGGAUGCUGCACAAGAGCCUGAGAAGGAUGUCGAGGAAACCCCAGAGAAACCGGAAGCCAUUUCCGGUUUGGAUGCUGGGAGCUUCGAUGCUGUGGAGGACGUAGGGGAGCUGCAUGCUCGUAUUCAUGUCCUGGAGAACCAGUGCAGCACACUACAGAAAAAGCUCAACGCUCGGCCCAUUGUCUACCAGACACCUGGCAGUGGCCGACGACGGGCUGCUUCAUUGGCUCGUUCCACAUCCUUGAUGGGCGUUGUGCGAGAGAUCGUGGAGCAGCUCCUGCGCAAUUUUACGGAAGAAUUGCUCAAGCGCGACGCUUUUCUUUGGGUGUUCUAUGGCCACCUUUGCAUUCUUUACGUAAUCGCUGCAAGUUGCUACGCGCAAACCGGGGUCACCUCUACGACAGUGGACGUUGACCUACACUCAAAGCAAGCGCUACGUGGAAUUUCCCCAGGUCGUGGGGAAAUGAACUGGCAGGUGGCGAUAGCUCUUUGGCUUGAUGUCGGUUCACAUGUGAAAGAUCAACUUCACGAUUCUGUUUCGCGUGUCUUUGGCACAAGCGCUGCUUUCGCCGCCGUGAAGAAAGAUGGCAAUGCAGUGAAAGAUCGGCUUCAUGACGUGCAGGAUAUUUAUGCAAGCCAUGCAGCAUUCGCAGCCAUUCGAAAAGAUGGCUCGGUUGUUACCUGGGGAAGCCCAGUGUAUGGAGGAAACAGCAGCUGUGUUCAAGAUGAACUUUCCUCAGGCGUCGUACGGAUUUAUGCUGCGGAGUGUGCCUUUGCGGCUGUGAAGUGCGACGGUGUUGAGAGCCUCCUCUGCCUGUUGUACACCAAGAUGAGGGGCCUGGUGCUGGGUUGCCAUCUCCUGGUUUUAGCCAUGGACUCCUGGCUGAAAGCUGCCCGGGAGCAAGCUGCAAAGAUCGGAGAGGACAUCCAGAAGCAAGCGAUUCUGCUGGCAGAGGAUGCUGGAAAAGACGGCAAACGUGAGUUCUUUUUCGGAGAAGGUCCCUUGGGCUUUGAGCUCGAUGGUGUAUAUGUUGCUGUCGUUGAUCCCGAUGGCCAAGCAGAGCAGCUUGGAGUACAGACAGGAGACAAGCUAGUUUCCAUUGCAGGCUACGUCAUUCCAGAGAACCCCAAAGAGGAAUCUGUCAAAAGAUGGCUUGACGAAAUGAUUCGACCUGGAACAUUGAUGUUUUUCUCUGAAGCACCGAAACCUGGUGCCCCAAUUUCAACAACUGCAGUGGUAUUUCCAAAAGAGUCCGACACUGCAGAAUCCGGUUUGGUGGGCUUUGACGAAGAAAGUUGGAAGGACGAUCUUGCUUCGCCAACUGAUCUGCAGGAGGACGCAACAGCUACCCCUGCCGUUCCGGAGCUUCCAGAAUCGAUGAUGGGGGAGGCAAGGCUCCGCGCGGAACUUUAUGCUGCUCGUGAUGAGGUACGCUCACUUCAGAGAGAGCUUGAGGACUGCAAAGCUGAAUGUCAAGGGCUUCGGCAAUUCCAAGCUGAGAAGGCCGCUGGCAGCGUGACUGAAGCCAUGUCGGAGCAGCGCCUGCAGCGGCUCAAUGAACAGCUUACCGCAGCACGAAAAGAGGCAGAGGUGGCCCGUGGACGAUGCCGUCAGCUUCAGGCACAGCUGGACAAAAUGUCCAGCCAGUGCGAUGAGCUUCGCAAAGAGUCCGCACAGAAUGAGGACCGUGCAAGGGAAGCAAUGGAAGGCAGAGAAAAGGUUCUGGUUGAAGAGGUGGAAAGGCUCAGGGAGACCAUCCACAACUUGAAGACAGAGCAUUUCGAUAGCUUGCGUUCCGUUGAAGUGGAGGUCCGCAAUGGUCAGGACAAAAUUGAGGAGAUGGAAAAGCGACUUGCACAAGCAGGCAAAGAUAAGAGUGAGGUCGAACGUUUGGUGCAGGAGUCCGUUACUCGUGAGAUGACCGCAGAGAAACAGGCAGACAUUGCCCGGAAGGAGCUGUGCAAGCUGGAGGCAUGCCACAUGAGCGAGGUUUCAAGCUUACAAGCACGCUACGACCGGCAGGUUGGCGAUCUGCAGCGGCGCAUUGAAGAGUUGGAGACUGAAAAGGCAAGCACCGCAGAAGCCGCAAAAGUUGAAGCAUCUGAAGAACGGGAGAAGGAUGGUGAGGAGGCCCCGGCUGAGCCCAGCCCAGUUGCUGGUGGGAGCUUCGACACUGUCGAGGAUGUCGGGGAGCUACACUCGCGUAUUCACGUCCUGGAAAAUCAGUGCAUCAGACUGCAGAAGAAGCUGACGGCACGGCCAGUGGUCUACCAGACCCCUGGCGCCAACCGACGACGGGCCGCCAACCUGGCCCGCACCACUGGGAUGGUGGGCGUCGUGCGAGACAUCGUGGUGCCUGGGUUGCUGCCAUGGCAAACAGGGAAAAAAUUGAAGAUGACCAUGUGA
Molecule: messenger RNA, 2973 nt
Organism: Cladocopium goreaui
Lineage: Eukaryota; Dinophyceae; Suessiales; Symbiodiniaceae
Source: the annotation of a GenBank genome assembly